GUCAAAGCUACAGGAGCCGUUUGAGUUUUGUGUGAAAGGGCAGGAAGCACAGAGAGACCAAUCAGAAGAAGAAACUGUAGAAAACUCUUGUCGUAUCUAUAUUAAACACAACUUCUCUUUUCCUGCAGAGUAAAGCUGUUUGUGAUUAUGUGUGGAUCAGAGUGCAGCAGGCUGGAUGUGACGAUGGGGCACUCUUUGCUCUGCAUGAUGGGCUUUUUCUUGCUCAGUACUGUCAUCUGUGGAAAUGCUGAAGCUCCUCCUAAGCUCACUGUGUUCCUGCAACCAUCCAAGACUCAGUUAAACAGCAGUGUGAUAUACAGCGGUGAGACAGUCACUGUCAGAUGUGAGAUUCAGGGAGGUGAAGGAGCUCAGUGGACGUAUGAAUGGAGACGAGGCCAGUCAAACACACAUUCAGCAUCCACAGAAUACACAAUCAACAAAGUUACUGAGUCUGAUGCUGGAGAAUACAGCUGCCGGGGCAGACGAGGCUCUUCCUGGACUGAGUGGAGUGAUGUCAUCGCAUUGACUGUAUUACCUCCUCCUAAGCCCACUGUGACCCUGCAGCCAUCCUGGACUCAGAUAUACAGAGGUGAGACAGUCACUGUCAGAUGUGAGAUUCAGGGAGGUGAAGGAGCUCAGUGGACAUAUGGAUGGAGACGAGGCCAGUUAAAAUUAAAUGAAACGUCCAGAGAAUACAGAAUCAGCAGAGCUACUGAGUCUGAUGGUGGAGGAUACAGAUGCCGGUGCAGAAGAAGCUCUUCCUGGACAGAGUGGAGUGAUUUCACAGCAUUGACUGUAUCAUCUCCUCCUAAGCCCACUGUGUUCCUGCAACACAACUGGCCUCAGAUAAACAGCAGUGAGAUAAACAGCGGUGAGACAGUCACUGUGAGAUGUGAGAUUCAUGGAGGUGAAGCUCAGUGGACGUAUGAAUGGAGACCAGACAAGUUAAACACACCUCCAACAUCCAGUGAAGACAGAAUCAUCACAGUUACUGAGUCUGAUGGUGGAGUAUACAGCUGCCGGGGUAAAAGAAGCUCUUCCUGGACAGAGUGGAGUGACAUCAUCACACUGAAUGUAAAACUUCCCAAUAAGCCCACUGUGACCCUGCAGCCAUCCUGGACUCAGAUAUACAGCGGUGAGACAGUCACUGUCAGAUGUGAGAUUCAGGGAGGUGAAGGAGCUCAGUGGACGUAUGAAUGGAGACCAGCCAAGAUAAACACACCUCCAACAUCCAAUGAAUACAGAAUCAUCACAGUUACUGAGUCUGACAGUGGAGGAUACAGCUGCCGGGGCAGAAGGGGGUAUUUGUUAACACAGUGGAGUAAUAACAUCACACUGACUGUAUCAUUAACUGGACACAGUUCAUCUCCUGUGUGGUUGAUGGUUGGACUGGUUUGUGGAGUCUCUCUCAUUAUUAUUCUCCUGCUCUUGUUGUAUCGCUGCAGACAGUCCAAGUAUUCCUGCUUCACCAGGUCGAUCCAGUCUGAGAGUCACAGUCCGGGCUCCUCCACAAAUCAUGGAGUCAACCAGGAUGAAACUCAUGUGUACGACUCUCCCCAUCCUGGUACCAAUAACCUCUAUGAAUCUGUUAGGCACGUGGAAGACAACAGAAAUGGAUCAGAUGAACAUCAAGAUGCCACAUACGCUCUUAUUGAACUUAAAAACUUUGGAAAGAAGAGGAAGCAUCAUAAACCAGAGCAGAGUGCUGUUUACUCUGAGGUGAAGACGGGAGCUGCAGAGGACAGUCUGAUGUAUACUGAGGUCAAACGCCCCAAAAAAGAAAAAGCCAAGAAAAAAGCAGGAAAAUCAAGUCCUGCAGCUGAUGCAGCAGUUUAUUCUGAAAUCACAUUAGGAAGCUUCUCUGGUCAGUGAGGAGAGCUGCAGCAGCAAAGCCAAGAAGAAGCUUUUUAUGAAUCCACUGUUGCUCCUCUGCUGCCCAAAUAUCAGACAUGCUCACUUUUUAGUGUUUAUGAAGAUGAUAUUGAAUAAUAAUAUGAUAUAGACUUGUUACUGUUGUUUAGCAUAAAGCACACAGAGGUGUGUCCUGUUUCAGAUCGAUGCUCUUUAUCUUCAGCUGAUAUCUUUUAUAUUCACCGUUGAACUUUUUUUUAAAUAAAACUUUGAAUGUAUCCUGUUCCAACAGCAGUGAGAAAAAAGUUUGAAGUCUUGGAUUUUAGUAUCUGAUAGCAACGACUUAAAGUCAGCAGAGUUUCAUUAGGAUCUGCUGCUAUGGACACCAACAAAUACUUUUACUGUCUGAGUUUAAAAAUCUACAUCAUGUAAAAAGGAAUUAUCCAUCUAUGUUCUUCAGGUUAUUAAUUCAGAAUCACAGGAGCCUCUUCCAGCUGUCACACACCUGGACAGUUCACCAUUGUGUCACAUGACUAACUCACAGAGACACACAAACAUUCAGGCUCACAUUCACACCUACGACCACUUUAAAAUCACCAGUUAAUCUAACAUGCAGGUCUCUGGACUGUGUCUGGACUGUGGGAGGGAGCUGGAGUACCCGGAGAGGGGCCACACAGACCCGGGGAAAACCGAGCCAGGACCUUCUUGCUGUGAGGAGACAGUGCUAACCAGCACACUGCUGCCACCUGCUGAUCUCUUACUACAUUACAUCAGUCAUCUCAGGAAUGCAGCUGUGCAGCAGAUUCAGACUCAUUUAUCCACACACCUUUUUCUGCACUAAAUGUUACCUGUAAAUAAUCCCUCACCACUUGAGAGUAACGUCCUCUUUUCAGGGUAAACUGCUGUGUAAAUAACAUCCAUUCCAACACCUUGUUAUAUUGUUAUUAUCAAGUCUCGUUGGCUGAU
Oreochromis aureus is the source of this 2817-nucleotide messenger RNA. Its product is annotated as basement membrane-specific heparan sulfate proteoglycan core protein-like. The coding region runs from base 148 to 1872 and encodes 574 amino acids. The record is from RefSeq and is a predicted model, not a curated record. Gene Ontology annotation, molecular function: transmembrane signaling receptor activity. NCBI's taxonomy places the organism in Eukaryota, Metazoa, Chordata, Actinopteri, Cichliformes, Cichlidae. The transcript is spliced from 15 exons. Gene Ontology annotation, biological process: cell surface receptor signaling pathway.